AAAAAGAAUUAAGAAUUUUAGGGUGAAUCAAAAGCUAAAGCCCUUCUCUCUCUCUCUCUCUCUCUCUCUCUAACGGAACCAAUUCCAAGUUCCAACCAUGGCUUCCUUCCCUCCUCCUGGUUCACUCACUCUCUGUGAAGUCAAUCGUGACCUAAUCACCGUCGACGCUCUCUCCGACGAUCGAGCCAACCAAACCUACGGAAAAAUUCUCGGAUUGGUGUUCAGUCCCGUCCCGUUUCACCCUCCCGAGAACGACGCAUCCGAUCAGGAGGGACCAACCACCACCACGGCCACCGCCGCCGGAGAAACCGUUCCGAGGAAAGGUCCGGUCGCAUUCUUGCAAGGCCUUCUAAACAGCUCUCUCGGUCGCCUCUUUUACCCUAACGAUGUGCAUUUGUUGCCGGAGGUUGAUCUCCAAGGAGUAAGCUGGCACCCCAUUAAGCAUAUUAUUGCUUUUAUCGCUGGCCCAACGCAAGUUUUGGUUCAUGAUUACCAAGAAUCUGAGGGGAAAGAUCCGAGUAUUUUGACAAAUGAGUCACAGAGGGAUGUUAGAGUGCUGGAGUGGAGGCCUAAUGGUGGGAAAAUGCUCGCUGUGGGUUGCAAGAGUGGAAUUUGCAUAUGGGCUGCUUCUUAUCCUGGAAAUGCUGCAUCUGUUAGAUCUGGUGCUGCUUCCUUUUUAGGAAGUUUAUCAAGAAACUCAGGGAAUCGCUAUAUCUUGGUUGACUUUCUUCGUAGUUCAUAUGACUGUGUUAUAUUAUUAUGAACAGGGGUAUUAUUUUCUGAGUCACUAAAAUACUUAGCAACUGCUUCAUAUGAAAGCUCCUCGUUCACUGUGUGGGAUUAUGCUCAAGGUGAGGGGACUCCCAUUCGACGUGGAUUAGGAGGCAUAUCAUUACUGAAGUGGUCACCUACUGGAGAUUACUUCUUUGCUUCAAAAUUUGAUGGAACAUUUUAUCUUUGGGAGACAAACACAUGGACAUCAGAACAAUGGUCAUCAACUAGCGGUUUUGUAAAGGGUGCAACAUGGGAUCCAGAUGGGCGUAUGAUACUUCUUGCAUUUUCUGAAUCGUCAACUUUGGGAUCUGUUCACUUUGCAUCAAAGCCUCCCUCACUAGAUGCACAUUUGUUACCUGUUGAUUUGCCAGAAAUAUUAUCGUUGACAGGCAGUCAGGGAAUUGAAAAGAUAGCAUGGGAUAAUUCAGGGGAGCGAUUGGCUGUGUCUUUUAAAGGUGGAGAUGCUAUGUACAGAGGUCUGAUUGCCGUAUAUGAUACAAGAAGGACUCCUCUUAUAUCCACGUCAUUAAUUGGAUUUAUAAGAGGACCUGGAGACAAUGCAAAGCCAAUUUCAUUUUCAUUUCACGGGAAGUUUAAGCAGGGACCAUUGCUUUCUGUGUGCUGGAGCAGUGGGUUUUGUUGCACUUACCCCCUCUUAUUUCGCUCUCACAUGCUUCCAUAAGGAAUAUAUCUGAGGAAUUUUGUUGGUUGUACACAAUAUGGAGCCAGCUGACUUUGAUCUAAGGUCAUUUAUUCAAUUUUGUGGGAUUACUUAUGUUUUUCUCCCCGUGAAAAUAGGGAUUCAAACAGUGAAUACACAUAAAGUUUGCCCAUAAUGAAUCGGGUAUUUAUCCAUCACGAGUUUGGGUAUAGGUACCACAGUUUUAUUGAUAUGGUAUUGUAUUAUCCAAUCUUAUUUGUAUUUUAAUUUAAUGAAGUUAUAAGUAUAUUUAUUAUA
Messenger RNA from Cajanus cajan (pigeon pea), 1732 nucleotides. The record is from RefSeq and is a predicted model, not a curated record. Lineage: Eukaryota; Viridiplantae; Streptophyta; Magnoliopsida; Fabales; Fabaceae.